AGUACUCGUGUCACGUGAUGGGUGAGGUUGACGAUGGAAAAUGGCUGCUCCCAUAGGCUCAAUGCUGUUUUAAGCUUUUCGUAUGAUUCGUGUCAUUUGAAGAAAUAUAACCAAGAAAGGCGAAGGAAUUCAGAAAUAAGUCGAAGCAAUGAAGACAUUUUGCGCUCGUGCGAACCCGACCACAGGUGCGCUGGACUGGGUAGAAGAGGGUGAAGAGUAUGACUACCACCAAGAAAUAGCCCGGUCUUGCUACGCGGACAUGCUACACGACAAAGAUAGGAAUGUGAAGUACUACCAGGGCAUCCGGGCGGCCGUGGGGCGCGUGAAGGCGAGGGGUGAGCGGGCCGUGGUUCUGGACAUCGGCACCGGAACGGGACUGCUGUCCAUGAUGGCCGCGAGCGCCGGAGCGGAUUACUGCUACGCCGUGGAGGUCUUUAAGCCCAUGGCCGACGCCGCCGUUCGCAUCGUGGAGAGAAACGGCUUCGGCGACAAAAUCAAGAUCAUCAACAAGCACUCCACCGAGGUCACCGUGGGGCCAGAUGGAGACAUGCAGACUCGCGCCAACAUCCUGAUCACUGAGCUGUUUGACACCGAGCUGAUCGGAGAGGGGGCCCUGCCCAGCUACGAACACGCCCAUGCGCACCUUGUACAGGAGGGCUGCGAAGCCGUGCCCCACCGCGCCACCGUGUACGCGCAGCUGGUGCAGUCGGAGCAGCUGUGGAGCUGGGCGCAGCUGCUGCCCGUGGACGCGGAGGGCCGCGAACUCAGGCCGCCCCCUGCGGUGGGCCGCUGCGCGGGCGCGCCCUCCGUCUGCGACGUCCAGCUCAGCCAGGUGUCCCCCGACGCCUUCGCCCCCCUGGGGCCGCUCUGCACCAUGUUCAGUGUGGACUUCAGCCGGCCCGUCAGCAGCGCCGCUCAGUCCCACUCCUGCAGGUUUGAGGCGUGUGCCAGCGGCCGGGCCCAGGUGGUCCUGUCCUGGUGGGACAUCGAGAUGGACCCGGACGGCUCCAUCGUCUGCACCAUGGCCCCCAGCUGGACGUACCCAGAGCCCAAGUCCUACCCUUGGCGGGAUCACUGGAUGCAGAGCGUGUACUUCUUGCCUGCAGAGCAGGGAGUGACAAAGGGGGAGGAGCUCAGCCUCACUGUCUCGCAUGAUGAUUACAGCCUGUGGUACAGCCUGCAGUCUCCAAGCAGCGAGGGCCCUCCCAGUCGGCCAUGCUGUACCUGUCAGGCACACCUGGUAUGGACACGCCCGCGCUUCGGAGAGCUGAACGACUCCCAGCGGACCAAGCGCUACACCCGCGCCCUGCUCAGUGUUGUGAAAGCAGACAGCGUGUGUCUGGGGGUCAGUGACGGGAGUCUGCUGCCCAUUUUCGCUCAUCUUCUGGGGGCCAGGAAGGUGUUCAGUUUGGAGAGCUCUGGCAUGGUCAAGCAGGUGAUCGAACAGGUGCUGGAGGCCAACGCCCUGAAGGGCGUGGUGCAGGUGCUCGGCGUGCGGCCCGACCAGCUUACCACCGGAGACCUGGGAGGGGAACAGGUGUCGGUGCUGCUGGGAGAGCCGUACUUCAGUACCAGCCUGCUGCCCUGGCACUCCCUGUUCUUCUGGUACUGCCGGACCAACCUGAGCCCCCUGCUGCGACCCGACGCCACCAUCCUGCCCCAGAGCGCCACGCUCUGGAUGGCAGGGGUAGAAUUCCUGGACCUCUGGAGAAUCAGAGCUCCGUGCGGCUCGUGCGAAGGUUUCGACGUCCGCCCCAUGGACGAGAUGAUCCAGAACUCUCUGGAUUUUAGGGAAUCCCGUGAGGCGGAACCUCACCCUCUCUGGGAGUACCCCUGCCGAGCUCUGACCCAGCCCCUCCCUGUCAUGACCUUUGACUUUCGACAGUGCGUUCCUGAUCAGCCACUCAACAGCCAGGGAUCGUCACCAUUCGUGAGGAGAGGCUGUUGCCAUGGAGUGGUGUUGUGGAUGGAAUACCAGCUGACCGAUGACAUCACAGUGAGCAUGGGUCUGACCAAGCCAAUCAAUGAGCAGGGAACCUGUGAAUGGAGCCCCCACCGAAAACAAGGUGUAUACUUCUUCAGCUCUCCCUGGGACAGCUCUGGGGAUGGACAGGCCGCUGUGUCCUAUAACCUGACCUUUGACCCCAGUAUUGGCGACAUCAGAAUGGACUUUUCUGCAUCCCUUUGUCAGUGACUCGUGACCCUUAACCCCUGACCUGGCAGGCUUCACUGUGUCUCUGCACCACAGCUGCGACUGGACAUGACUUAUCCAGCUCCCCUUAACUACAAAACUGUUUUUCCAACUGUUUCAUUAAAAGUAAAAUUGCCCAACUCUGUCUUAUGAAGACGUGUCCUACAGAGUCUUGUUCAGAGUAGAGUAGUUCUUUUUAGUUUUUUUACAUUCUGUUCUUGUGUUAUCCAGUCUGACUGAUAGACUGCUGACAGUGUUUCAUGUGGUGAGAAAGGGAGGCAUCAGCCUGUUCAGCUCAAUCAGGGCAGGUGACACAGUGGAAGUCGUCACCCAGGUAACACUGGAGUACAUGUGACAGGUUCAGGCCAGUUCACUGCGGUUUCCUAUGGUUUAAAUAAGGUCUUAUUUUCUUCACAACCAGACUUCUAUCACGCCGAUACAGUAGAGUUUGAGCGCUAUAGCCAGAAACCAAGAGUCAAAAUUGUAUUUAACAGAAGAAAUGGUAAUAAAUUUGUUAACAUGAACAGAG
Molecule: messenger RNA, 2720 nt
Organism: Anguilla rostrata (American eel)
Lineage: Eukaryota; Metazoa; Chordata; Actinopteri; Anguilliformes; Anguillidae
Gene: prmt7
Product: protein arginine methyltransferase 7
Exons: 17
Coding region: 149-2194 (681 amino acids)
Biological process (GO): peptidyl-arginine methylation
Molecular function (GO): protein-arginine N-methyltransferase activity
Source: RefSeq, a predicted model, not a curated record